Messenger RNA from Musca vetustissima, 8015 nucleotides. RefSeq names its product E3 ubiquitin-protein ligase highwire (gene hiw). Bases 6 to 8015 code for a protein of 2669 amino acids. NCBI's taxonomy places the organism in Eukaryota, Metazoa, Arthropoda, Insecta, Diptera, Muscidae. The record is from RefSeq and is a predicted model, not a curated record. The transcript has 18 exons. Gene Ontology annotation, cellular component: nucleus.
CAAAUAUGGUUGGAUUACUCAAUCCCAUUAAAUAUGGAGAAAAUUUUUAUGAUUUAUAUACUUUGAAUACAAGAAGGAAAUUACAAAAUGAUCGCAAACCCUUGGGUAAACGUAAGAAUAAGGAUAAAAAAUCCCCUCUCGCCAUAUUGGAUGGCAAUCCAGAUUUACGAGUUCUAAAUCAAUUGGAUCAACCGUUAAUUAAGGAACAACUUCUGCUGUGUCCAGCAUUUCCCGUGGCUCAUAUUGAGCUGCAACCAAAUGCCUCACAGUUUGCAGUAUUUUCAGCCAUCCGUUCCACGGUAUUGGAAGCUGAAACCAGACGUCUAUUAUUUUAUGAGCUGAGCGGUAAUGCCAGACAUUUACCAAAUCUAAACUCAUCAUGUUGCUUGAUUUGUGGAUCUUGUCUGUUAAAUAAUCAAUCUUCGGAAUGCUCUUGCCAAGCUCUGCAACAUGUUGCUGGUGGUGUCGGUGGGGCUGGAAAUGGCGCUGUUGUGGCCCAGGUGGCAGUGGCCGGUGUUGCUGGCGGUAAACGUUCCCGUCAAGAUUCAGCCAACAGUGAUGUCGAAUCCGAAUCUGAGGAAUGCAUUGAAAAGGAACCUAAAAUUGUCACAGUGCCCUUGAUUGUGGGUGCUGGCUUGCGAAGCCUUUUCGAAUUAAUAUCCGAGGCACGUCACAUACAACCCACCUUUUGUUCGAAGGCAUUGAAGGCUUUGUUGGACGUUAUCCAAGGUCAACAGCCGGAAUCAUUUAAACAUGAACCAGAGGAGUUAAUUAAUCCUUUGUAUGAUCUCUUAUUGGAUUUGGCCACAAUGAGUUCUACGGAAAAUGGUGGCAGUGAAGCUGAUUGGUCGGCGGUGGCCUGUUCAGCUUUGAUCGGGUUAUGUAUUGCUCGUGGCGAUACAGGGAAAAUGUUGAAAGCCAUUGCGGCCUUGAUCAUGUCACCGCGGCAUUUGUCAUUGCAACGCAUACAAAUGCCGUCGGUAUUGGGUAUGCUGCAACGUACGGUCAUCAGUGCGGCAUUGGCCAAACCAACCUGUCCGGAUUUUUAUACCAAAGGGGUGCCUGUUAACUCGCUAAUUGAUGAGUUUACCAUCAAAGCUCCCUUUGGCGGUUUCACUGAACCAGCUUUGGCUUCCGAUGGCACAUAUUUGUAUUUACUAUUGGGAGGGGCGCUUUUGAAAAUCGGCACUGGUUACAAUGGUUCAUACAAGGGCCAUAUCUACAUGCAAAAUGAUGAGUUUACCAAAGAGAAAACCGGUUGGCUGGGUUAUAGCAAUGGCCAGCUGUAUUAUCGUCGUAACUCCAAGCGGAAUGCCGAUCAUUUGCAUUUGGUUAAUACUGAAUUGCUGACCAUAAAGAGCAUGAAUCCAGUAAAUAUGUUACCCAUAAGAGAGGGUUUCAAUUACACCCUGUUUACUGAUGAAGAUUCCCUGAAUGCCAUAUGUACCAAUCGGGAUGAUUCCCUGGUGGUAAGACGCCUUAACAUUGGCCAUCAAAAUCGUACUGCUGCUGAUCGCGAUAAUAGCCUUCCCGUUGAAUUACCCCUGCAAUUGUCACGAAAACGUUUUCGCACCCUGGGCUAUGCCACAUUCGAGGAAGAAGUUCUCAACCAAAAUCAAAUUCUCAAAAUACAGGCAUCCUACAACAUUUUCGAACCCAAAAUACCCAACGAUGUGGACUUGCAGGAAAUCGUUUGCGGCAAGGAGUUCGGUUUGGUAUGCGCCAACAACGGCAAGGUCUACUACUAUGGCAAAUCAAGUGCCUUAGGUUUGAAAUCCGUGGGUCGUACACCUAUUAUGAAACUCACCGAAUUGAUUAUUUCGAAAAUAUCACGUAUUAUUCAUAUUGCUGUGGGCCAUGAUGGUAUCCAUGCCCUGCUGGUGAAUGAUGAUGGUACUGUAUAUUUUGCUGGCACCGCUCGUCGCGGUGAAGAUGGCGAUAUCUCGAAAAAUAGACGUCAACCCAAGGCUGUCAAACCGAAGAAGAUGACAAAAAUUGAGGGUCAUGUUAUUGUACAGGCGGCCUGUAAUAAUGGCACCUCGGCGUUUGUAACAAAGACUGGUAAAUUGAUAAUGUUCGGAAAGGAUACCGUCCAUUGUGAUGCUCAAGGUUUUGUAAGCGAUUUUGCCGAUCAACAUAUUCAGAAGGUGGCGCUGGGCAAAGCCCAUUGUGUGGCCUUAAAUGCCAAGGGUCAAGUGUUUACAUUCGGCCUCAAUAAUAAGGGACAGUGCGGUCAUGUUUAUAACAAGUCCAAGGACAGCAAUACGACAAGUGGUGGCAGUGGUAGUGAUGGAUCUGGAAGUUGCAUGGCUGGCUCGGGUGGUGGCGGUGCAAAAUCUCAAAAUAUGAAAAAAUUGAAAUUUGAUUUUUCGAAUUUAUGUGACUACGAUGAUCACACUGUGGUCCAAGGCCAGUGUCGGGUGUGUGUUGUGUGUAAGGAAUGUACGGGAUUUUCCAUUUCCUGUGUGUCCUCCUUGAAUGUGCCGCUGGAAGAGAGGGUGGCUGGAGCGACCUGUGCUUGUGGUCAUGGUGAUGCUGGCUGCUCUAAAUGUGGACUUUGUGCCUCUUGUAUUGCCGUACAGGAAUCCGAAAGUGUGUCAGAUGCCAAGGAUACAAAUAAGCAAUUGAAUCGUCAACGUUCGAAGAGCCUGAUAAUGCGUCGCAAGGACAAAAAGUCAUUGGAUGAUGCCAGUAGUCACACUGAAGAAAAUCCUCCUCGAGUUGCUCCCCUGGCCCCACAACUUCUGCAAAUGCCUUCAACAUCUCCGGUCGUCCAGGUGUCUUGUGGUCUACAUCACACAGUUGUUCUCACCCUCUCCGGUGAGGUGUAUGCCUUUGGUAGCAAUCAAUUUGGUCAAUUGGGUACGGGUGAUAUGCAGCCAGUUACUGGACCAGUACGCAUAAAUGUACCCGGCAAUGUAUGCCAAGUUGCUGCGGGUAGCAAUCAUACAGUGUUGUUAACCUAUAAGGGUUUGGUCUACACAUUUGGUAACUUCCAAAAGGGUCAAUUGGGUAGAUUACCACAUGAUUUCCAACAAAAGUCGGCGGGUAAUUCGCGGGAAGGUGAUAAAUCGAAUUUGGCUCAGACAUAUAGAGAAUCGUUUGUCAAUCACGAGGUAUUAACCGAUAAGCCAACUGUGGCCCAAAUGAUAUCACAGAGGCAGAAGAUUUUGUGGCAUUGUACUCCGGGAGUGGUGUUUGGCAUUGGUCCCAGCUUUGGUAAAAAGGCAACAUGGAUUGGAGCAAGUGGUGACCAAACCUUUAUAAAACUGGAUGAAUCGCUGAUUACCACACAAAUGCUACCAAAAAUGAAUGUGGCUGCCAAUAAGAAAACCAUUUUGAUGAUUCCCACCAUACCCUUGACAUUCAGUGCCAUCUCAAUAAAUCGCCGUGAUGGCAACUGUACCGCCCACUAUCACAAUCAAGUGGAUUUUGCAAAAAUGGAACAUUCAAAUAAACCCAAGCUUGUACCGGAGGUCAAUCAAAAUGUUGAUCAAAAUACUAUGACACCAACAUUGGGUGCACCGGCAUCAUCAUCAGCUGGCAAUGCAAUAAACGAACAAAUGUCCCGCAGCAUGCAUGAGGCCCGAAAUCAAAUGUUCGAUUUACAGGAUAAUAAUCAUGUCCAUCACAAUGCCUCGGGUAGUCAACGUAAAGAACGUAAUCGAGAAUAUGCAAAGGGUUGCCUCAAGAGUCCGUCGUCACCCAAAGCGGCAGCUUCAUCAUCCGCUGCUGCAAUUAAUGAUAAAACAUAUUCGAAAUUGGCAUUUGCAAUGGAUCCAAUGUAUGACAUAUUGUGGGUCUACGAUUGCAAUCAAAAGAAGGUGCUGAGCUACAAUGUCCUGGCCAGUGAGAUACAACAAUCGGGAAUGAACUCUUCGAAUUACAGAGCUUUGUUAACACCCGAAUUGUCAUUGCCGAAUAAAUUUGAUUCGAAAAUAUCUCGCUUGCAUGCUUCGCUUAAUCUAUUGGCAUGUUUGGAUGUGCUGACCUCCGCCCAGGAUGUUAUCCCCGCAUGUUUUGAGGACAUCUCACCAAAGGAGGAUAACCAAAGCAAAGAAUUAAAGGAUAAUCAGUACCAAGUCUGCAAUCGUUUUGAUAAUUUUGGCGGUGGUUGGGGUUAUUCCGGCCAUAGUGUGGAGGCAAUACGGUUCUCAGCCGAUACCGAUGUGAUGAUAUAUGGUUUUGGUAUGUUUGGUGGACGUGGUGAAUAUUCAUGCAAGCUGAAACUUUAUGAUAUGGGUUGCGACGGCGGUGGUUACGAAAAGGAAGGCACUCUCAUUAGUGAAACCAAGGAAAUCCCCUUCGAAUGUCCGGCACGCAGUAAAUAUCACAUUCUGUUACCCAAACCUGUUAGUAUAACAGCUGGUCGUUGGUAUUUGGUAUGGGCCCGUAUAGCCGGUCCUUCUUCAGAUUGCGGUUCAUGUGGACAGGCAACAGUGACCACAGAAGAUCAGGUUGUCUUCACUUUCAAAUCAUCGAAGAAAGCCAAUAAUGGCACUGAUGUUAACUCUGGUCAAAUACCCGCAAUACUCUACCGUUUAAUAACACAAGAGUCGAAACAACCUCCCGCUCCUGUAGAUGUGGAUCCAGUUAAAAGGGUGACAAAAGAAUUUGCCAACAGUGUUACCAAGGAAUGCUUCGAAAGUUUGGUAUUAAUGUUAAAUUGGUCAUGGGAGGCAUUCAAGGGUUAUCUGAGAGAACAACGUGAUAUGUCACAUCAGUUGCAGGUCAAACAAUCCCUGGAAUAUUUAAUACAUGUAAAUAAGUCAUGUUUGCGCCUGCUGAGGAAGUAUACCAAUGAAAUAUAUCCACAAUAUGGAACAUCAGAUGAAAUGGCCGAAUAUAUUGCAACAGCUUCUAAUACACAUAAAUCGAGAACGGAUAAGGAGGUUACGAAGUUCACCAAGCCCUCGAGUGGUUUGCUUACGAAAUAUUUUAAUGAUAAUACCAGUGGUGGAAAUGGCAUGUCCGGUUCCCAACAAUCGCCUAUGAAAAAAUCCAACAUGGAAAAUCUCCAAUUGGCAGAAUGUAUUGGCAAUGUUCGGGCCAUGCUUAUUGGCAUAUUCUGUGAUGACAUUUUCCAGGAUAUUAGCAGUGAUGAGGCUUUAGCCAUGGCCCUGGAAAUAUUGGAUGAAUGUCACAUAAGUUUUGUGGCUUGUUUUGGGGUAUUCUAUCCCACAUCGACAUUGAAAUGGAAUUGUUUGUGUGAUUUAUUAUCGGAAAUGGAUAAGCAAGGAACCUUACAUUCACGCCUGCUGAGUGCCAUUUUGGCUGGCCUCUGCUCACCCACGGUUAAAUUGCGAUCAACAUUCGCAUUGCUGAAUCAUGGUAAUGAACGUCAUUCGAUUGUAAGUCCUAGUGAUAAUUCUGGGCUGCCAAUGCUCUCAUCAACGGAUUCACAUCAAUAUCCAAUACUGGUGGAACAAAUGAUUUAUCGUACACAACAAGAGAAACGCGAUUUCCUUAGUAAUUCAUGGACAUUUAAGGAUGUGCUAAUGCGUUUGCUGGAUAUUAUAGCAAAUCCUAUACGAGAUCGUUUGGAAAAUAUCUACAAUAGAGGUGUACACUAUACAUAUUCGAGUAGCAGUUAUUGUGGCAAGGAUUUCAAUCAAGGACUUAUCGAUAAUUGUUGUCAUUUGUUGGCACGCGUUUUGGCCGAAAUCGUGUAUCAAACAGCGAUUGGUGAUUAUGACAAAAUGUUUGUACCACCACGCACCUUACACUCCUCGGGCUCUCGAUUUGCUCGCUGCGAUCAAAGUCGUACAUGGAAUACGGGUAGUUUUGGUCCUGACGCCAUUGCCUUCUCCGUCGAUCGUAGUGGUAUUGCAAUAGCCGGUUGUAUGGUUUAUACCGGAUCCGGCAGCUAUGAAUAUCAAUUGGAAUUGUUGUGCGAUACAUCGGGUGAGAUACAACAGCAACAACCGUUACAGCAGCAACAACACAAAUGGGAAACAUUAGAAUCGGUUUCGGGUACCUAUGAUCAAAGUGUGGUACAAAAUGAUAUGGCGGAGGUGAAAUUUGAAAGAUCCGUGUUGAUAAAGGAAAAUACCCGUUACGCAUUGAGGUUUUGUUCUCAAGGUCAUCGUACUUGUUCCGGAGAUGGUGGCUUGCCAUCGGUACGAGGUCCCUGCGGCACAACAUUCCAAUUAUAUGCCUGUGAUUUAAGUUUCAAUGGCACCAACGCUCAUCGUGGUCAAAUACCCUGUAUCCUUUAUUAUAGUACACCCAUAAAAUCCGAAUCUAGUGGAGGGGGAGCUUUUGGUUCGGGUUGUGCAGCGGGAGGUGCUUCCAAUGAUGUCUCAUUGUCCAAUGAGACCACAAUGCGUGACACGGCUCUACAAAUUGCUUCCGAUAUAACCAAAAAAUGUUCGGAGCUUUUGGUUCUGGCACGCAAUACUCUGGCUGCGUCGUUGUCACCGUCGGAUAACUCGUCGAAUCAUUCGCAGACCAUUGAUUCGGAACAUAAUAUUACUCCAAUUGAAGAACAUAUGGACAUAAAUUGGGCCAACAACUCCAGGACAUCACACUUGCCUGCCGAGGCAGGGGGCUUAUCGGCCGCUCGCGAUUUAUCCAAACGAUUAGAGUCAUUCUCAAAGGGUAUCAUCGAAACUUUGAAGUUUGAAAAACGUUCAACCAAUCCCUUUGAAAUGGAAAUUGAAAUUGGUGCUACAGAAAUACAUCCCAAGGAUUUGAUGAUUGAAGAGACGGCGGCCAUACAUGAUUUGAAUUUCCGUAAUGGUCAGAUCACAAAAUUCAAUGGCAACGAAAGGGUUGGUGCUGAGGCUGUGGAAAAUUUAAUGGGCGUUUCGGGACAAUUUAAUCCGGUGGCAAUGGCUCGUGCUGAUUCUGAGGAAACGCCGGGGCAAAUGGCGGCAUCACAUAUCUUGGAUGUUUUUAAUUUGGGCUCAUCGAAUUUGUUCCACACCCUGCUGCCACUUGUGUAUGCCCACAUUGCCAAUUUGGCUUGUAAUGAUGCCAAGAGUUCCGUACAAAUCUUGGGUUUGAUAAAGGAAAUUCUACCCCAUAUUGCUGCCCUCAAUCAAUUGAGUUCCACUCACAAAGAAACAACGGGAAUACACCACAACCAUUCCUCCUCACUGCCACGUUUGCGGCCCACCUUCGAAUUAUUCCACAAGAAAUUCGAUAUGGCCAAUGAGGCUUGCAGUAAUGCUUUGGUGACGGCCUCAACAUCCAAUCAAGCCACUCAUGAUCACAGUCCCACAAAUGAUAUACCCACCACGAGCAAUCAUUAUUGUGUCGUGGAAAGUGAACAUCCCUAUAGAAGUGCUUCCAUAAAUUGCUAUCGUGUUGAAUUUCCAUCAUGUGUCCAAUGGCUAACCAUCGAAUUUGAUCCUCAGUGUGGUACAGCCCAAAUGGAAGAUUAUCUUUUGGUAUCGGUACCAAUGCGACCAUUGGCCACUGCGGAAAUGUGUCAGGCCAAUGAAGAUUAUUAUGAUGCAUUGGAUAAUAAUAUAAAAUCGAAUCGUACUGCGGGUAAUAAUGGUGGACAGUGUAAAAAUGCCACACUCUUAACUUCAUGUUAUAAAACACCCAUGCAAAAGUUGGAAGCAAUGGAGGCUAAAAAUGAACCCGAUUGGUUUGUGGUGAAAAAGUUUAAUACAUCCUCUAACUGGCUACAAAAUGUCAUGAUUCUGCCCGGCAAUUGUGUGGAGUUUUCAUUGGAAACAUCUUCAUUGUAUGUCCAAGAUCCAAGAGUAAAUCGUUACGGUUUUAAAUGUUUGGUGGUGGGUUAUGAUAAUCCAGUUUUGUUAACCAAUAACAGUUCUUGCCUGGUACGCAUUGAACAGGAAUUAUCGUAUUUGGGUGGCAUGUGCAGCGGUAAUUUAAUGAAGAAAAAUUUAAGUUUGCCGGAUGACAAGGAUGUUGAAGAUCUCUCAACAAUAAGUGAAACGAUCAGUACUCACUUUGCAUUACUAUCAAAAGGUUUAGCCUUGGCGGAGCCGGACUUAACAAUACAUCAAGCAUUGGAAUCAUAUUUGCCAAUUGGGUAA